Eleginops maclovinus (Patagonian blennie) is the source of this 8537-nucleotide messenger RNA. RefSeq names its product discs, large homolog 5a (Drosophila) (gene dlg5a). Gene Ontology annotation, molecular function: protein binding. Gene Ontology annotation, biological process: regulation of apoptotic process; negative regulation of hippo signaling. NCBI's taxonomy places the organism in Eukaryota, Metazoa, Chordata, Actinopteri, Perciformes, Eleginopidae. The record is from RefSeq and is a predicted model, not a curated record. Gene Ontology annotation, cellular component: plasma membrane.
GAUACAGUGUAACUGAGGCUCAUCGGCGGAGUUACGUGAGUUUUCCCAGCAGUCGAGUCGUCAAAUGACGCCCUAAAUGAUACAUAAGAAGAGGAAGAUGUGUUCGGCCAAAGCGUGCUUUGCGAGGAAGCAAAAAAGGACCUGAACAGCCACACACGAGUAAGAUGGAAAAAUGUAUCGCUGUUUAGUGCAGUCAACAGCCUUGGGCAACAAAUAUGGCUUCUUGUGCCUUUUUCAAUAUGCUAUAAAAAUUGAUCUCCCGUGCAAGCUAAUGCCGUGGUGGCUCCGGCUAACUUCUGCAAGCCACGAUAAGUUAAGUUCAUUAGUCGCUCGGUACUUUUGAUCGGUAAGGACAUAACAUCCACUUGGCUGUCUGGGUUAGCUGGGAAGCUACGGAACUACAGCGGAUAGCCAUGGAGCCAAAGCACAAAGAGUUGCUAGACCAGUGCCACCAGAACUUAUUGGAGUCCAUAACAGAUGCGGACCGAGUGAUCGAGCUGCUGAUAGAUUCUGGUACCUUGAGCCAGCUCGAUAGGUUCGAACUGGACCAGAAUUGUUCCUCCAGCGCCGAGAAAGUAGACCACCUUUUGAAGAUGCUGAUGAACAAGGAGAGCGACCAUUUCCUCGACCUGUGUGUGGCCCUGGAGAAGGCAUACCCUGACCUGUAUACUGCCCUGUUCAGCAACAACGGAGGGGGAGGACCUGUGGACCACUCCACGGGUUCCACAUACAGCGUUCUCUCCACUAUGCCCUCGGACUCAGAAAGCAGCAGCUCCCUCAGUAGUGUUGGUUCGCCCGUUAACGGUGAAGCUUCCUCCCCACCCCCGGCUAUCAACGACAACCGGCCUUCUGGCGACAACCUGGACACCAUCUUGUUCCAGCUCCGUCAGGUGACCAGGGAGAGGGAUGAGCUCCGUAAGCGUCUGGCGUUGGCAUCGCCGGGGACCACCUUCGACGACUGCAGGCCAAAUUCCAAAGCCAGCCACGACUAUGAGCGUAUGAAAAGUCAGUGCAUGAGGGCUAUGGCAGAUCUGCAGUCUCUCCAGAACCAGCACACCAAAACACUCAAGAGAUGCGAGGAUUCUGUAAAGGAGGCUGACUUCUACCACAUGCUGCACAGCCGCGUCCUGGCCGAACAGACGCAGCUGAAGGAGGAGAUGGAGACACUCAGGAGGGACAACGCCCAACUUGUACGAGAGCACAAUCACCUAAAACAGAACUGCGAGGAGCUCCAACGACUGCACAGCCAAGACCAGAAAGAGUUAGCAGACCUGCGGCUGCAGCAACAGCAGGUCAUGAGAGAGAAAGGCUCAUCGGAGGUGUUGAACAAACUGUACGACACAGCUAUGGACAAGCUGGAGGGCGUAAAGAAAGAGUAUGAUGCCCUGAGCAAGCGCUACAGUGAGAAGGUGGCCAACCACAACACAGACCUGAGCCGCCUGGAGCAGGCCGAGGAGGAGAACCGGAGGCUGCAGAAGCAGAUGGACGCGUUGCUCAAACAGCGAGACUCGGCCAUGCACUACCAGCAGCAGUACUCCACCUCGAUGAGGAGGUUUGAUUCAGUGCAGCAGGAGCUGAACAAGUCCUCAGCGCAGAACAAGGAGCUGCAGAGAGAGAUGGAGCGGCUGCAGUCGGAGGUGACGCGCUACAAGAACCUGCAGUUGAAGUCGGCCAAAGACUGCGAGAAGUACAAGGAGGAGAGGGACUCCGUGUUCAACGAGUAUCGUCUCAUCAUGAGCGAGAGGGACCAGGUGAUCAAAGAGCUGGACAAGCUGCAGACAGAGCUGGAGGCAGCCGAGGCCCGGCUGAAAAACACCUCCUCAGAGAGAGUGGUGGCCAGUGAGGAGUUGGAGGCACUCAGACAGGAGUUGAACUCGUCACUGGUUGACCGCGACAGGGCCAUCUGCGAGAGGAACGAGCUGCUGGAGAAGUACUGCCACGAGGUCAAGGACAAGGCCGAGGCUCAGAAGGAGCUGAGUCAGGCCUGCAAGGACAUCGAGAUGGUCCGGGAGGAGAGGGACGUGGCUCGCAAAGAGAGGACGGAGGCCAUCAUCCAAAGGGAUCAGUUGCUGCGAGAGUACUAUCAGGCCAGACAGAAACAAGACUCGGCCACCCUGGACAUGGAACGAGCCAAUAAGGAGAUCGAGAUGCUGAGGAAACAGUAUGAAGCCAUGUCCCAGGAACUGAAGGAGGCCACACAGGAGGCGGAGGUGGCCAAAUGUCGACGUGACUGGGCCUUUCAAGAGAGGGACAAAAUUGUGGCUGAGAGGGAAAGCAUAAGGACUCUGUGUGAUAACCUGCGGCGGGAGAGGGACCGGGCUGUCAGCGAUCUGGCCGAUGCGCUGCGUAAUCUGGACGAUAUGAGGAAACAGAAGAACGAUGCAUUACGAGAGCUCAAAGAGCUUAAGGAGAAGAUGGAAAGCCAGCUGGAGAAGGAGGCCCGGUUCUGUCAGCUAAUGGCCCACAGCUCACAUGACUCAGCCAUCGACACGGACUCCCUGGAGUGGGAGACGGAGGUGGUGGAGUUUGAAAAGGACAGGGACGACAUGGAUUUGAAGGCACUUGGAUUUGAAAUCGCUGAAGGGGUAAAUGAUCCGUAUUUACCAGGAGAUUGUGGAAUAUUUGUAACAAGGGUGGACAAAGGAAGUAUCGCAGACGGAAGGUUAAGAGUGAAUGACUGGUUGUUGAAGAUCAAUGACAUGGACCUGAUCAAUAAGGACAGGAAGCAGGUGGUGAAGGCCGUGCUUAAUGGCGGCGGGUUGAUCAACAUGGUGGUACGAAGAAGAAAGUCUCUGGGAGGAAGGUUCAUCACUCCUGUCCACAUCAACCUUGUGGGACACAAAGACAGUGGUAUCGGUCUGGAGAGCGGUGUGUUCAUCACAGCACUCGUUCAGGGCAGUCCAGCAGCCAGGGAAGGUUCUCUCACAGUUGGAGACAGACUGAUCGCUAUAAAUGGCAUUGCUCUGGAUAACAAAUCUGUGACAGAGUGUGAGGCUCUGCUGAGGAGCUGCAGGGACUCCCUUAGCCUCUCUCUCAUGAAGUUCUUCCCUCACAGCACAUCGGGCCUGAACAUCUUUGAGAGUCUGCGUGAGUCAUCGGAGAAAUCGAACGGACGCAUUCACCUGUCCGAGAUCCAUUCUCGGAACAGCCGCAACCUUAAACACAACAGCUCGACACAGACGGACAUCUUCUGCCCUGAUGUCGGGAGCAGCAGCACAAGUAGCAUCUCUGGGGAGCAGAGGAAGGUCAGAGGGGAAUCUGAUGAAGUGUACAGCGAUGAGCGCAAGCCGUUCUCCUCAGGUUCCCUCCAUGCCACUAGCCUUCGGCCGGCCUCUGACUUGGGCACCGGCCGUUAUGGGCCCAGUGCUUUCCAAGAGUGCUGUCCCUACACAAAGGCGCCUUCCUCCUUGCCUUUUGACCCUGUCUCUGCCUCAGAUUGCAUCACAAUGGAGACAACCCUGGAGAAGAAGCACAGCGGGGGCACGUGGCCCAAAAUGAUGGUGGGAGGAAUGUCGGUAGCACCAGAUAACAGCAGUCCAGUCACAGGAGCAGCCCAGCUCUCCAUCUACAAAUCCCCCAAACAGAGGAAGUCCAUAUUCGACCCGGACACUUUCACGCCCGAAACACCUUCCUCUAAAAUGGAGUAUAUGGCAGCCAAUCAGAUUGCAGCAGUAGCCGCCGCUGCCGCAUCUUCUCACUCCCCGCAGCCUUCAAAGUCAGAGUCCCUCUCCUCCUCAUCGACCCCAACCCCCCCAACCCCACCCACUCGCAGUGACUCCUUUAAAUUCAAACAUAAACAUCAGAGCAGCUCUGCCUCUGACUGCACCAUCACCUCUGAAGGUAAGGGAGAGGCGGCCAUUGCCAUGGCAGCAGGAGAGAGCAGAGAGAGGAGCGAGCGAGAAAGAGACAGGAAUGGAAACCACUACUUCCUGGACGGCAAGGUCCUGACCUCGAGGAAGUCGUGUGACGAGGACAUCGGCCGCACCCGAGGGGAAGAGCCAGAAGUGAAAAGGCCACGCCCUAAAUCUGCCCCCGCCCUCAGACGUAGGAUGACCCCCCAGACCAUCACUCUUCCCUCCUUCCAAAGCUACUCCAACGAUGAGCAUUCACCGGAGCCCAGAGACAUGCUGCGUUCCUCCCCCAGCCGCUCACACAGGCACAGCGUCGGCUUCGUCCCCACAGUCUACGGCAACGGCAGCCUACCUCCCAAUUCAGCCCACCGGGGUCUGUCUCCUUGCCCCGCUGUGACGGCCGUGAUGAGGAACCCUGUGUACACGGUGCGCAGUCACCGCGUUCAUACCAGCAACUGUCCAUCUAUCUCCUCCCAGAUAUGUCACCAGCACACCCACACCAGCCCACAACACCAGGGUCGUCUGAGCCUGGACCUGAGCCAGCAGAAGCGCACGAGUGACUACUCUGAAACGUCAUCGUCACGAAGCAGCCGAGCUUCACACGGUACAAACUCACUGCCCUCCAGCGCUCGACUCGGUUCUUCCAAUAAUGUCCAGUACCGCACAGAGAGGAUCAAAAUACCUUCCACUCCACGCUACCCCCGCUCAAUGCUGGGCUCAGACAGAGGCUCUCUGUCGCACUCCGAGUGCAGCAGUCCCAGUCUUAUCACACCUCCACAAUCACCACUCAAUCUGGAGACUUCCUCAUUUGCCAGCAGCCAAUCUCAAGGCUCCAUUUCCACUUUGCCUCGCAUCUCAGUCAGCCCUUUGCCGAUAGGGGAGCGCAGGAAAGACAGGCCAUACUUGGAAGAACCCCGCAAUGUCGUUGUGCAGAAAGGCGCAGAGCCUCUGGGCAUUUCCAUAGUCAGCGGGGAGAACGGAGGCAUCUUUGUCUCUAAAGUAACUGGAGGAAGCAUCGCCCACCAGGCAGGAUUGGAGUAUGGAGACCAAUUACUGGAGUAUAAUGGUAUCAACCUGCGUAACGCUACGGAGCAGCAAGCCCGCCUCAUCAUCGGCCAGCAGUGUGACACCAUCACCAUCAUGGCCCAGUACAACCCACACAUGUACCAGCUGGGAAACCACUCGCGCUCCAGCUCCCGUCUGGAGCCAGCCAGCACUCAGUCGACCCCCCAGGGGAGCGGAGCCGCCACUCCCGACAAUCACUCCACCAUCGACACACUCAGCGAACAGGACGAGGGCACGCUCACUCCUUCCUCCAAGCAGACCACACCCAAUACCAGUCCCCACAAUUUCAUCAGAAUGCCGUCUGAGGGCAGCAGGAAGGCGGUGGAGCCACGGAUGGUGACGGUGCGCCGGCCCGGGGUGGAGGUGGGGGUCAUACUCUGCGGAGGCAACCUACGUGGCGUUUACAUAGAGAGCCUGGAUGAGGACAGUCCUGCCAGAGGCCCCGACGGGCUGCUUCCUGGGGACCUCAUUCUGGAGUACAACUCGGUGAAUAUGAAGAACAAGACGGCCGAAGAGGUGUACGUGGAGAUGCUGAAGCCUGCAGAGACGGUCACAUUGAAGGUGCAGCAUCGGCCAGAGGACUUCAGCGCACUCAAAGGCGUUCCAGGAGAUGGCUUUUAUAUUCGAGCACUUUACGACCGUACGGGGGAGGCGGAGGGGGACCUCAGUUUUAAGAAGGAUGACAUCCUGUACGUGGAUGAGUCUUUACCAAAGGGCAGCUUUGGGACGUGGAUGGCCUGGCAGCUAGAUGAGAACGCACAGCAGAUCCAGAGGGGGCAGAUACCCAGCAAGUACAUGAUGGACCAAGAGUUUUACCGCAGACACAGUGUGACAGAAAUGAAGGAAGACUCCGGUAAGACGCUCUCUGCAGCGGCCCGCAGAUCCUUCUUCAGGAGGAAACAGAAACACAAACGAAGCAGCUCCAAAGACAGCAAAGAGAUGGUGGCUAUGGACACAGUCAGCACGGACUCCAUCCCCUUCCUUGAUGAUUGUGUGAGCCUGGCAUACCAGCGGGUCCAGAAGGUGGAGUGCGCUUCUCCAAGACCCGUACUCAUUCUGGGGCCGCUCACUGACGCUGUCAAGGAGAUGCUGGUCAAAGAAUCUCCUGGGAAGUUCUGCAGAUGUGUACUGGAGGUGAUGAAGGCAUCCCAGCAAGCCAUCGAGCGGGGCGUCAAAGACUGCCUCUUCAUCGACUACAAGCGCAGAAGUGGCCAUUUUGACGUGACCACUGUUGCUUCAAUAAAGGAGAUAACGGAGAAGGGAUGUCACUGUUUGCUCGACAUCGCCUCGCACGCCAUUGAGAGGCUCCACAGCGUUCACAUUUAUCCAAUUGUUGUAUUCGUCCGCUACAAAAACGCAAAGCAGAUCAAAAAAGAUUUCUCUCCCAAGACCCUCACUGGCAAAAUAAUUAACAGGGAGCAGAAAGAUCCGGUUUAUCUGCGGGACAAAGUAUCUCAAAAACAUUCCAAGGAGCAAUUUGAAAGUGCGCAGAAGAUAGAGCAAGAGUACAGCAAAUUCUUCACAGGUAUCGUCCAAGGCGGCACCCUCCCCUACAUUUGCACUCAGAUCAUGACUAUAGUUGAUCAAGAACAAAGUAAAGUCCUGUGGACUCCACUCGGCUGCCCCUAGAGGAGACUGGCUGCCACUACAGUGAGCUGCGGCCCUCAUCUCCAUUCCCCAAACACUAAUUAACUCUUUCACACUAUACCAAUAGGUACACUACAGUAAGCAAGUUAUGUAAAUUAUUGAUAUUUUUUUAUCUGUCUUUGUCUUGAUUUAUAAUCAGAGCCUCCAUUUAUUUCUGACGUGCUGCGGAGCAGGUUGGUAGCACUGGAACCUCGACGUUAAAAGUUCAGUCAGUCUUCCCUAAGGGUUUCUGCUGGUGUAUUUGUAAUGCUGCAUUGUAAGCGUCCGUUUACAGUCAAAAGAUGAGUCUGACUAUAGGUGUUCAAUAUUUUCUUGAAUGGGUGUCCCUCCCCCUGUACACAAACCUCAACACUAAUGAAGUUCAGCCCCACCCCUCCCCCUUGUACCAAAUUAACAUUUGUGGUUUCCCUAAAAUUAUGCACCAGUUUAACGACGACUGACAACUAAUUGUGUUUGUGAUUUGUGAGUGAGUGUGUGUGUGUGUGUCUGUGUGAGAGAGAGAAAGAGAGAGAGAAAAUAAUGAGACCGUUGUACACAAUUGUAUUGACAAUGUCAGUUUAAUCAAGGUCGUGUAUUAGCAUAAAUACGAUGCUGUAGAAAUGGAAUGCCAGGAUCAGAUAUGACAUUCCUCGUGAUGUUUAUCAGAACAUGCAAAAAUCAUCACACCUCUUUUAAUUAUGUAGCUGUGGUUUUACUGGCGCUGACUGCCAGCAGGGACGGCCAUGUUAACUCCAAACACAUCGAUGUUUGCUCUAUGCAUUGUGUUUCUAUAGUAGCUGGGUGUGUGAACAGUUUAGGGUUUGGAAGUGCCUUCGGAGAAGAAGCCUGAUCUGAAACCAGCCCCUUGGUCACAGAGCAAGAACUUGAAAAAAAGUUUCCAUUGCAUCACUUCACACACCAUGGACAAGACGAUUUAGAGGCUGAUUUGAGACCAGUAAAUUGUAGCGCGCAUGACAAUGGUGAGGUUUUGAGGUUUGGCUGAAGCAGCAGCCAACAGGUUAACUCCUCAGAGUGCACUCCAGGGCUAGACAGACCACUGUGUAACUAUCAUUCUUUCUCUUUAACAAAUAUUUAACAACAAUAUAGAGUAUAACAUAUACAGUAUGCAGAUACAACUGAAAAAAAGAAACAUAUAUAUAUAUAUAUAUAUAUAUAUAUAUAUAUUACAUGUAUUUUCACUAGGUCAUACGCCUAGGAACGUCUGGCUGUUGAGUCAUGUCUUAGCAGGUAUUAGCAUGUUUUUAAAAAAGAAUUUAUUUUUGUUUCUCUGUGGUUGGUUGUCAGUCACUUAUCGAUGUACUCGUUAAAAGAGACACUAUGAAGCAAAGUGUGCAGGGUAAUAUCAAAAGGGUUUUACUCUGCUCUGUUUAAAUGUUAGUGACUUUUCAUUGUUAUUUAAUUGUAUUUUUUAUUAAGAAAGGCAAAAGAUAUUGACUAAAAUAUUGUGCCCUUCCUCGAAACCAUAUCCUGUAUCUUAUUGUGCCAAAAUCCACUAAGGCAACUUUAUCCUUUUAUUUCUGUUUUGCACUUGUUUAUCUGUUAACCUUAAACAUGUAACUGUUCCUAGGUUUCCAAUAGACUACCAAUAGGUACUAUAAUUUCUACUGUAACUAAUACACGUUUUUAUCUUAUCACAUCAGUUCCUUACAUUUCAUUGAUGGCCUUUUAUUCUUAAUUAGAAAAAAAGGAUUCUUAUUUGAAUUAUUAAAAAGGGAUCUAUUCUUGCACAAUUUUUCAAAGGAAAAUUGGUCCACAAGUUUGACUAUUGGGCUAAAAAUACUAAGCAGAAGCAAACUGUAUUGUUACUAUUUUUCUGAGUAGAUAGCAUAUGUUAGAGAGGUACACCGUGAAAUGGUUGUAUGCUUAGGAAGAGUCUAGAUGCCAGGUACUGAUUGAACUUUUCUUUUAUUAAAGAGAAUGUGAUUUGUAUGUUGAGACAUUAACAUGAGAAUAAAACUCAUUUUCUGUAUCACG